Messenger RNA from Pseudophryne corroboree (corroboree frog), 2341 nucleotides. RefSeq names its product kelch domain containing 8B (gene KLHDC8B). Gene Ontology annotation, cellular component: cellularization cleavage furrow; midbody; intercellular bridge. Gene Ontology annotation, molecular function: protein binding. The coding region runs from base 537 to 1616 and encodes 359 amino acids. Lineage: Eukaryota; Metazoa; Chordata; Amphibia; Anura; Myobatrachidae. The record is from RefSeq and is a predicted model, not a curated record. Gene Ontology annotation, biological process: nuclear chromosome segregation; mitotic cytokinetic process; mitotic nuclear division. The transcript has 6 exons.
UGGAGAAAGAGAGAGAGAGCGAGAGAGGAGGGGAGAGGAGGAGGAACUGUGAGAGUCGGAUAAAACGUGAAAAGCAGCAAAGGCUUAACAUGCUGGAGUCUCUUAUCUCCUCCAACCUUCCCGGGAUCAGCUUGCUGGACCAACACUGUCCCUGCAGCAUCUUUUUCCGGCCGAUGACAUGCCGCCUCUAGGACCCUGUACCCCUUCUUGGAGAAAGAAGUUCCCUUUUUUUCCCAACUGAACACCAAAGUCUUGGAAAGCUGGGGAGCCUGAUGUGACUGAAGAGCAAAAGCCUAAUGUCUCGCUCAAGCUGAGGACAUCAAGUGCACGGCCACUGUUCAUCCUCGGUCUCUGACCUUUAUGUUUACUGAGGAUUGAUCAGCGUUGGAGAACUCUACUGGAUAUAUUGAUUUCUGCCUGAGGUAAACAGAUGUUGAAUAAUAUUAUUUACUCCUUGGGAGCUGCGGCUUGUAAUUAUAAAUGGGAUCUUUACCCUUCGUUGGCUGCCCGGUAUAACACAUCUCUACUUAACUACAAUGCCGGUUUCUAUAAUGGCCUCCAGUGGCGUCUUGUCCCUCUACUGGGAGGUAUUCCCUUCAAUGCCAACCUGCCGAGUUUACUGCACACCAGUAUACCAAGAUGGCUGCUUGUUUGUCAUGGGAGGAUGUAGUAAAUCUGGACUGCCUUUGGACACGGUGGAAAUGCUGGAUGUGGUUUCACAAACAUGGGCUGUGCUACCUCCACUCCCUACUCCCCGGGCCGGGGCGGCUGCGGUGGCCGUGGGUAAACAGGUCCUGGUGAUUGGUGGCAUGAAUUCUGAGCAGUGCCCGCUGGCAUCUGUGGAAAUAUACAACAGCGAUGAGGGGAAAUGGGAGAAGAAAGCUCCACUGUGUCAGCCAUCUAUGGGGAUCAAUGCCAUCGAAAAAGAAGGGAAGAUUUAUGCACUUGGAGGAAUGGGCGCAGACACCUCCCCUCAGGCCUUGGUCAGAGUAUACGAACCUACGAGAGAUACCUGGCAGCCGCUCCCCUCCAUGCCCACCCCUCGUUACGGCGCCUCCACUUUCCUACGAGGAAACAGACUCUAUGUCUUAGGGGGCAGGCAGGGUAAGCUUCCGGUGACAGCCUUCGAAGCCUUGGACCUAGAGGUAAAGAGCUGGACUCGAUAUCCAGGCAUCCCAAGUCGGCGUGCCUUUGCCAGCUGCACCAUGACGGAGACCUCGUUCUUCAGUCUUGGUGGCUUACAGCAGCCCGGACCCCAUAACUUCUACUCCCGGCCGCACUUUGUGAACACUGUAGAGAUGUUUGACUCUGAGCAAGGAGUCUGGAGCAAGCCGUGCCGGUCUACGCGGAUGAGGGAAAAGAGAGCCGACUUCGUGACGGGAUAUUUGGGGGGGCGAGUGGUGGUUGCUGGAGGACUAGGGAACCAGCCUUCUCCCUUGAACUCAGUCGAAGGCUUCAACAUGGUGAAGAAGCGAUGGGAAAUAUUGCCAUCGAUGCCAACGGGACGAUGUUCAUGCUCAAGCAUCCAAUCCAACAACAUGCUGUUUGUGAUUGGCGGCGUGGCGCAGGGACCCAGUAGUGCGGUGGAGGCUCUUUGUGUCUUGGAGGACGUCUGAGAACGACUUUUAAUUAACUGAAACCAACCGUGUUGGUGGUGACAAAAGUGCCUGAACGCCUCUCCUAUAGUAGAUGGCGGCCCACCGGCGGUGGAUUAUCACUAGGGUCAUCAGCGAGCGGAGAGAGGACAUAGUUCAGAUGCCUUCAGAUGGAAGUCCACCAGUGAGGGUGGCCUCAUAUGGAACACUGGACAUAGCCAACCUCUGGUCCAUUGCGUAAGACCAACGAUAGCUUCUAGAGAAUCGGAGGACUGCAUUAGAGAGAUAUAUCCAAACAGACCUAUAUAUAUGGAAUGGAUGACUAUACAAAAAAGAUACAGUAGUUCUUAUUACCAAAAAGAAGUCAUAUUUACUAGUAUGUUCGACAAUCUGAUAUUUCUAUUAACUAAAAUAAUCAGUUCAUGUUGUGGUCUAGUUUAGACGUGAUGAAAUAUUGACCAGGGUAACGUGUCAGGCAACAUGUGAUAAUUUCUAAGGCUUUUUUAAGGCUUUUUUUUUAUUAUUUAGAUAUGUAGCUUUCACGACUGUCUUAAAAACAUGUGUAUACAUAAAGUAAGUGAUAUAAACUUGCGACACAACGUAAUAAUCAUAUGGAGUUCUUCUUAUCUACUUUUUGGGUUGACAGGUGGUAACUUGGGGUAGGAGGAAGAUGGCUGCUGUUUGUAACUGUGUCAUGAUGUUAAAGAUAUCAGGUUUUGAAUAAUAAAUGACAGCGGUUCCAUGAA